This is a messenger RNA of Pseudovirgaria hyperparasitica, 1818 nucleotides long. RefSeq names its product peptidase M28. Gene Ontology annotation, biological process: proteolysis. Bases 188 to 1756 code for a protein of 522 amino acids. The transcript is spliced from 3 exons. The record is from RefSeq and is a predicted model, not a curated record. Gene Ontology annotation, molecular function: metalloexopeptidase activity; aminopeptidase activity. NCBI's taxonomy places the organism in Eukaryota, Fungi, Ascomycota, Dothideomycetes, Acrospermales, Acrospermaceae.
UAUGAUCUGCUGUGCUCUCGUGGAGCUUGGCUAAUUGUCUGACUCGAGCCUGAGAUGCUUCUCAUAUAACUAUUUCAAGGGUCUCAAGCUUGCCAUGCUUAAAUAGCUUGCUGCUCCCUGUGGGAUAUGUGGGAGGAUAGCUGUUUGUUGCUUUGGGAAGCUUUUCGAAUACACAGGUAUCUGCAAUAUGAAGAUUCGCCAAUUGGGACUCGCUGUGAGUGGAUUCACAACUGCCGCUAGAGCUACGUGCGACUACAAGCCACAAGUAGACGAUCUCGCACUACAGGAGUCAAUCAAGCUCGAGAACCUUCUGCCACGCUCCCAGAAGCUCCAAGACUUUGCCUAUGCCACGGAAGCAAGAAAUCGUGUUGCAGGGAGUCCCGGUCACGUCGCAACUGUCGACUACAUUAUCUCCGAACUCGAAGCAACAGGGGCAUACGACAUAGAAAGACAGCCCUUCACCACGACUAUCCAAGAAGAGGGUAGUUAUCGAAUCACGGUUGACAAUGUCGAGUGGAAUGCUGGCGAGCUCCAAUUCUCGGCCAGCGGCGAUGUAACUGCACCCCUGGUUGUUGUAAGCAACCUAGGAUGUACUCCCGAAGAUUAUCCAGCCGCAGUUGCAGGAAACAUUGCUCUUAUCUCCCGCGGGACAUGCGAGUUCGGGCUCAAAUCUUCCCUCGCUGGAGCAGCUGGCGCGAUUGGUGCUCUCAUCUAUGACAACGUUCCCGGCGACGCGCCCCUGAGUGGCACCUUGGGCUCCGCACCCAGACCAACAGGCCCAUACGUACCAACCGUCGGGACCUCAAACAACAAUGGCACAGCCCUAGUCCAAGUAAUCAACAGUGGCACCGAGGUCAUCGCGCACCUCGAUGUCGAAACGACCAUCACCGACGUGACUUCGGACAACGUGCUCGCAACGACAAAAUGCGGCAACAAAGACAGCGUCCUCAUGUUUGGCGCCCACACCGACUCCGUGCCCCCAGGUCCCGGCAUUAACGACGACGGCUCCGGCACCGUCGCCCUCAUCGAAGUUGCAAAGCAACUCGCCGCCUACCAGACCACCAACGCCAUCCGCUUCGGUUUCUGGAGCGCCGAAGAAGUCGGCCUCGUCGGCUCAACCUACUACGUCGAACACCUCUCCGCCGACGCCCUGGCCCAAAUCCGCGCCUACCUCAACUUCGACAUGAUCGCCUCCCCAAACUUCAUCCACGGCAUCUACGACGGCGACGGCAGCGCCUUCAACCUCACCGGCCCGCGCGGCUCCGCCGAGCUCGAGCACUUCCUCGAAACCUACUUCACCCCUUACAAUUCCGUCCCGACCGAGUUUUCCGGCCGCUCCGACUACGCCGCCUUUAUCGAUUUCGGAGUGCCCUCCGGGGGCACAUUCACGGGCGCCGAACAGCUCAAGACCGAAGCCGAAGUUGCCCUCUUCGGCGGCGUCGCCGGCGCCCCUUAUGACGCAAACUACCACCAGGCCGGCGACACGAUCGAUAAUCUCAACACCGAGGCCUUUAUUAUUCAUGCCAGGGCGAUUGCCCAUGCGGCUGCUGUCUUUGGCGAGAGCUUCGAUAUGCUGCCUCCCAAGGAGCCGGCGAGUGUGACGAGGUUUAAGCGGGAUUUGCGCAGGAGGCGGAAUGAGGAUCAGAUGAGGGGGGUUAAGUGGAGUCAUGAUCAUAGGAGGGAGGUGGGUGAUGGGGUGGGCCAUACACAUGCCGGGUGUUUGGCGGGGAAGAUGGUCGCGGGGAUGAAGAGUUAAGCGUGUUGUUUCGUUUUCGGGGAGUUGUGGAUUUGGGGUUUUGAAGUGGUGACGAUGAACGA